This is a messenger RNA of Gavia stellata (red-throated loon), 2364 nucleotides long. RefSeq names its product transmembrane serine protease 6 (gene TMPRSS6). Gene Ontology annotation, biological process: proteolysis. The coding region runs from base 1 to 2364 and encodes 787 amino acids. The transcript has 17 exons. The record is from RefSeq and is a predicted model, not a curated record. Lineage: Eukaryota; Metazoa; Chordata; Aves; Gaviiformes; Gaviidae. Gene Ontology annotation, molecular function: serine-type endopeptidase activity; protein binding.
AUGGAGGCCGAGGAACAGGAGGAAGAUGCCAACUCCCUCUCAAAGGACGAAUCAGAGACUAACUCACGUGACUGCCUCCGCUAUGUGCCCCUCGGGACAGCCUUUCUUUUGCUGGCUGGAGCUGCUGCAGCAACCUGGUAUUUCCUAGACUACAGACCAUGGCACCUGGAACCGGCCAUCCUGCAGUUUUACUCUGGCAGCCUCCAGGUCCUCAAUCGCCAAUACUCCCCGGACCUUGGGCAGGUGGAGUCCAGAGCCUUCUGGUUGGAGUCAGCUAAGCUCCAGAAGAUGCUGAAGGAACUGAUUUGUGCCACAGAGCUGGGUCAAUACUACAACUCGAGUACAGUGUAUGCCUUCGGGGAGGGGGCUCUGACCUUCUUCUUCUGGUUUGCCCUCCAAAUCCCUGAGAGUCAGCAGAAGGAGGUGACUGCUGAGAGGGUAAACACAAUGCUCCACCAAGAGCUCUCCACCAGCUUCAACAUCUCGGGCAGCCCGUCCUACCAGAUGGAGUACAGGGUCAACCCAGACUCGCUGGUUCUGCUGGAAUCCAGUGUGAAAGACAUAGUAGUGCUGAAAUCCACUCUGGGUUGCUACAGGUACAGCUAUGUCCAAAAGGAUGACAUCCUAAGGCUGGAGGGCCCUGACUACCUGGCCUCCAGUUGUCUUUGGCACCUCCAUGGCCUCAAGGGCUACAUGAUCAAGCUACGCCUGGAGUGGACUCUCCUGGACUGCAGGGACCGCCUGGCUAUGUACGACGCAGCCGGGCCCCUGGAGAAACAUCUCAUCACCUCGAUCUAUGGCUGCAGCCGGCAGGAGCCCGUUGUGGAAGUCCUUUCAUCUGGCCCUGUCAUGUCCAUUGUGUGGAAGAAAGCCAUGUACAGCUACUAUGACCCCUUCAUCCUCUCAGCGCAGGUGGUGCCCCUCAAAGCCUGCGAAGUGAAUAUAACUCUGCGGGAAGGCCUGGAGCAGCAGGGGAAGAUCGGCACCCCACACUACCCCAGUUACUACUCACCCACCACACAGUGCACCUGGCACAUGACGGUCCCAUCCCUCAACUAUGGGGUCACCCUAUGGUUCGACGCCUACGCACUCAGCAGACAGAAGCACGACCUGCCCUGUACCCAAGGCCAGUGGAUAAUUCAGAACAGAAGGUUAUGUGGCCUGCGGACCCUGCAAGCCUAUGCCGAGCGGAUCCCAGUCACAUCCUCGGCUGACAUCGCCAUCACCUUCACCUCGCAGAUCUCCUUAACUGGCCCCGGCGUACAGGCAGCUUACAGCCUGUACAACCUAUCUGACCCCUGUCCCGGGGAGUUUCUGUGUUUGGUGAACGGCUUGUGCGUCCCAGCCUGUGACGGGAUCAAAGAUUGCCCCAAUGGGCUGGAUGAGAGAAACUGCGUGUGCCCUGCAAAGUUCCAGUGCCGCGAGGACAGCACUUGCAUCGAGUUCAGCAGGGUCUGCAAUCAGCAGCUGGACUGUGUCAACGGGAGCGAUGAGGAGCAGUGCAGCGAAGGGGUCCCCUGUGGUCCUUUCACCUACCGCUGUGAAGACGGGACCUGUGUGAAGAAACCCAACCCCCUGUGUGACACCACUGCAGACUGCAAGGACCUGUCUGAUGAGAAGCACUGUGACUGUGGGCUGCAAGCCCCUCUCAGCAGGAUCGUGGGUGGUGCGAAUUCUGUGGAAGGAGAAUGGCCAUGGCAGGCCAGCCUGCAAGUUCGAGGACGCCACAUUUGUGGGGGGACACUCAUUGCUGACCGCUGGGUGGUCUCAGCUGCGCACUGCUUCCAGGAUGAGAGACUGGCCUCUGCCUCCAUCUGGACCGUUUACUUGGGUAAAUACUUGCAAAAUGCCACCAGCCACACAGAAGUGUCCUUCAAGGUGAUCCGCCUCUUCCUUCACCCUUAUUACGAGGAGGACAGCCAUGAUUACGAUGUGGCCCUGCUCCAGCUGGACCAUCCUGUGAUCAUCUCACCCUUAAUCCAGCCCAUCUGCUUGCCUGCUCCUUCUCACCUCUUUCAGCCUGGCCUUCAUUGCUGGAUCACUGGCUGGGGAGCCCUCAAGGAAGGUGGGCACAUCAGCAAUGUUCUGCAGAAGGUGGACGUGCAGCUCAUCCAGCAGGACAUCUGCAGCGAGGCCUAUCACUACAUGAUUUCUCCCAGGAUGCUCUGUGCUGGGUACCACAAGGGCAAGAAAGAUGCCUGCCAGGGUGAUUCUGGAGGUCCACUGGCCUGCAAGGAACCCAGUGGCAGAUGGUUUCUGGCUGGUUUGGUCAGCUGGGGAAUGGGAUGCGCACGUCCAAAUCACUAUGGAGUAUACACCAGGAUCACUCAAGUGCUGGGCUGGAUGAACCAAACCAUGAGCUGA